Messenger RNA from Symbiodinium necroappetens, 888 nucleotides. The record is from the annotation of a GenBank genome assembly. NCBI's taxonomy places the organism in Eukaryota, Dinophyceae, Suessiales, Symbiodiniaceae.
AUGGGAACAAAGACCGGGACUGGCCAGCGGAUUGAAGCACCAUCCGGCAGGGAUGCUGCAGAAAGCCUAUGCAAGGACAGCCGAGCUUCUGCAGCCACCUGGGAGUUCUGGGAAAAAAAGCCGCUGCACUACCGGGCUGCCGAGCGCGGGCGUAGUGCCAACCGGCUUCCGGAAGCACUUUUGGCAGACGAAGUGGCAUCCGCUGUGAGUAGCGCGGCAGGCAGCAACCUCAAAAUGUUCAAGAACAACGAGACCAGCGAAUUGCCAACUCCGUGGCACUCCUACUUGGCGGGAUACUCCAUGGUGAUCAACCAGGCGGAUCGUCAUAGCAGAGUUCUCUACGAGCUGUGCAAAGGCUUAUCUGCGAAACACUUCCACCACGUCUUUGCUGUCGUGUAUCUGACGCCGCCCGAUUCCCAGGCUGUCCGUGUCCACACGGACGAUCAGGACGUGAUCCUUCUCCAAGUCUGGGGCAGCAAGCGGUGGACGCUCUACAACGCUCCAACGAAGCUGCCUUACACAGAGGAAAUGCUUGGCAAAGAACAAGCAGUCCCAACUGAGUUGAUUGGGCCGGCACAGAUGGACUUUACAAUUCAGCCGCAUGAUGUCCUCUACAUUCCUAGAGGCGUGCUGCACGAAGCGGCAACUGGAACUGAGCCGUCCCUGCACAUCACGAUAACUGUGCCAACCAGCGAUUUCUGCUGGGGUGUGCAGAUGGUGAAGCAUCUGGCUGCAGACGUCAGGCAGAGCUCCUACUCACCGGAGCUCCGCUCCCUGUGCCAGGCGUCCCUCGUGGAAGGACCGGCCGGGCCCCUGGAGCUCGAUGACGAAAAGCUGGACGCGAAGCUGAAGGAGCAGGGGAAGCCCGGGUCGGGGCUUUCUUUUUGA